Molecule: messenger RNA, 1056 nt
Organism: Zonotrichia albicollis (white-throated sparrow)
Lineage: Eukaryota; Metazoa; Chordata; Aves; Passeriformes; Passerellidae
Gene: NRG4
Product: neuregulin 4
Biological process (GO): epidermal growth factor receptor signaling pathway; positive regulation of mitotic nuclear division; positive regulation of cell population proliferation
Molecular function (GO): growth factor activity; epidermal growth factor receptor binding
Source: RefSeq, a predicted model, not a curated record
CGCCCCGCUCUGCCCCGGGCCUGGAGGCCGGCAUUACAUAACGGCACCGGAGCGAGCAGCUGCAGCAUCCCAGCAUGCGGAUUAGGGAUUACGUUGAUUCAGCAGAUUGUCCUGUGCAUGUCUGAGAAAGAUUACACCAGCAGAGUUAAGAAUACCCGUUUGCUGUGAGCAAAGUGGAGCUGUGAGCCACCUUUGGGUGGGGACCUUGCUGUACAGCCCAGUGUCACAGGGAGCUGCCAGUUCUCAUUGUCCUGUAUGGACAGGACAGGUAAAAAGCUAGAGAAGCCACCUGAGGUCCCAUGAAAACCAGAACCAGCUGCUUAUAAAGUGCUGUUGCCUCUGACCAAGAACAAAAAUUGGUGUGGGAAUAAUAUGCGAACAGAUCAUGAAGAACUCUGUGGCACCAGUUAUGGAUCUUUUUGUCUAAAUGGAGGGAUUUGUUAUAUGAUUCCUACUGUAUCCAGUCCAUUCUGCAGGUGUGUUGAGAAUUACACAGGAGCUCGUUGUGAAGAAGUUUUGCUGCCCAGCAUCAAAUCCCAAACAAAAGGUGACCUGUUUGCAGCUUUCUUGGCUUCCCUUCUUCUUCUAGGAGUUCUUGUAAUUGGAGCAUUCUACUUCUUUUGCAGGAAAGUUUCCAUUCCAAGGACAAGUUCUUCAGAGUGUGGUGCCAACCUAGUUGAAACUACAAGCAGCAAUGGCUGCAACAAAAUAACAACAGCCUAAAGCAUUAGAGUGGAAGAAUGAUGGAGAAACAACAUGCAGAGCAACCCUAAGAAUCUAAAUUGUAGAGGGUGACAUGGUAAGCAAGAUGAGAGAAGAAAGUUGACUGAAACAGGAGGCUGACAUAUUGGAGAAGACAUCUAAGACUUAAACAGUUGCACUUAAUGGAGUUUCUAUGUACUUUUAAAACUGUCAAUUAUACAGAAAUCACUGUAAUUUAUGUUUGAAUUCUGUGAGAUUUUUUUAUGCUUUUCAGUAAUGCACACCUAGAUGCAUGAGAUAAUCUUGGGUUUUACUACAUGGGAAAUAAAAAAAAUACAAUUUUUUUUCACUGCA